AAAAUUGACGCAUAGAAAAAAAGUAUUGUGAAUGUAAGCUCCGUGAAAAUUUAUAAAUUUUAUUGAAAAAUUACUAUUUUUCACUAGAAAUUAUCACUAAAACUUGCAACAGGCUUAACUCCAUAACAAUUAAAUGAAGUUUGUUCAAAAGGAGAACAAAUAAAAAACAAUAAAAACAACGCAUAUAAAACGAAAAACAAAAAAACCUUUAGUGACACGGUGGAAAAAAAGCCGCAUUUGUUUUUUUACGGGUAGUUUGCAACAAUAUAUUUUUUGUAUGUGAAAUUGUAUACCAGUGUUUGUGAGAGUGUGCAAUUGUAUAUAUCCAAUUGACUUUGACAGCAGAUCAGCAAACAAAAUCAAUGAAAAUCAUGGCUGAUUUAGAUGCUGUACAUUUGGGCCUAGAUGAAAAUGAAGCUGACAUUGCUGAGGAACUGCAGCAUUUCGAUGAUUCAUUUGAUACGCGCAGCGAAGCCUCCGAAUCUGGCUCGGAUUCAUCGGACUCUCAACCCAGCAUUAGUUCUGUAAGUACAUCGCACUCGAAUAAAUCUAAAGAGAAGAGAAAAACAAAAAAAUUGGAUAAGGCCUCGAAAGAUUCCAACAAGAAGUCAGCCACCAAACGUUCUAGUUCAACUCCGAAAGAUACCGCUGCAGCUGUCAAUGGCAAGUCGGCUUCAUCUAAGAAGAAAAAAACGGAAUCCAAUAAAGAUGCCGAUACCUCUACUGAUUCGGUAGAACAUAACAAGGGAGAAUCGGCUAGUGAGUCUAAAACUUCUCGCAAAAAGUCUAUUGACAACGCACAAAAUACUUCCUCCAACAAUGCCAAUGUCAGUGGCAGCACAAAAAGUGACGCCAGCGAUGACGAAACUGGUAAACCCAAAAACACUACUCCUUUCGAUAGCGAUUCAGAAUCGGAGGACUCCGAUUCGGCAGCAAAUAUAAAACGUAAUGGUCGUAAAAAUACCUCUAAAAGUGCAUCACCGGAAAAGAAAACUAGCUCUUCGGGGGGUGGUGGUGGAGGUGUUAGUAAAAGCGUCUCGACCUAUGACUAUAAAACAAAAUUGAAUUAUUUGUUCCGUGAUACACGUUUCUUCCUAAUUAAAUCAAAUAAUGCGGACAACGUGGCCAUAGCUAAGAGUAAAAGCGUUUGGGCCACUUUACCCCAGAACGAUGCCAAUCUGUGUCAGGCUUUCAAGGAGGCACGUAAUGUUUUAUUAAUCUAUUCCGUCAACGAGAGCGGAAAAUUCGCUGGUUUUGCUCGCAUGACAGCGCCAUCAAGUCGUGACAUACCCCAGCCAUCAUGGGUUUUGCCUCCAAGUAUCUCGGCUAAAGCAUUGGGUGGUGUAAUCGAAAUUGACUGGAUUUGUCGCAAAGAACUGUCGUUUAAUUGUACCUCUCAUUUGUAUAAUUCCUGGAAUGAAAAUAAACCGGUUAAAAUUGGACGUGAUGGUCAAGAGAUUGAACCAAAAGUUGGAGCUGAAUUGUGUCGUCUCUUUCCCGAAGAUGAUAAAAUUGAAUUGACACCUAUUUUACGGAAAUCAAAGGAAACAGCCAAGAUGAUGAGAGAAAAGGGUAUACGGGUGAUUUAUAAGGCUCCCAGAAGUCUAUCAUCGCGUGGUGGUGGCCGAGGAAGUAAUCAUUAUCGUAGUGGUGGUGGUGGCGAUCGUCGUGAUGGUGGUGGUCCUAUGCGUCAUAAAAGAUCCUAUGGUGCUCCUCAUCGCCCAUACAAACUAUCACAUAUGGGCCAUCCAGGGUCAGGUUAUAAGCGUGGUGGCUCACCCUAUGGUCGCGGUGGGCCAGGUGGUGGUGCCGGUGGUAGUGGUGGCUCGAGAGCAGGUGGGGGUGAUUCUUCAUUACCUCCUUGGGAAAGGUAUAUGACGCCCACCGCUGCAGCUGAGGCAUAUUUGGCUGACUAUAUGCGUACCAUGCACGGCCAGCUGCCGCCACUGCCGUUUGUACCACCAUUCGGUCAAAUACCACCACCUACACCGGGUGGUACUGCUGUACCACCUCCUGGUAUGCCAGGUUCGAUUUAUGAACAAUUGCCACCACCGGCAAGAUAUUACGAUGGUCCACCAUUGCCCGACUAUCCUCCACCCCAGCCAAUGCGCCCUCCACCGCCAGGUUAUGAUAAGAAUGCACCAUCAUUCGAAGAUUUUGCAGCUUGGAAACAUGCUGGUUUACCCACCGGUUCUUUGCCACCCGGCUUUCCACCGAAUAUGUCUGGUGGUGGUAAUGGCAAUAGCAGUUCCGCAGCUGGCGGUGGUAGUGGCAACAGUGCUCCCGGCGGUCCCGGUAGCAUAAACAACUCAAAUUAUCGCGGUAAUCGUAACAGCAACUCUAAUUCAAAUACGAAUCGUUCGCGUGAUCGUCCAGGUCGUGCUAAUGACUACCAUCAUCGUGGUGGUGGUAGUGCGGGCGGUUCAUCACGUAGUGGAGGCAGUGGAGGUGGUGGAGAUCGUGAUCGUCACUUCCGUGGCGGUAAUGAACGCAAUAGUGGACGCAGUUAUCGAGAUAAUCGUCGUUAAGUGUUUAAAAAAAAUCUAUAUUUAUCUCCUCUCUUUUUUCUAAUUUUUAUAAAAUUAUCGAAUCGUACGCAAUUUUUGUGUUUUCACUGAAAAUCGUAUAGUGUAAUAACUUAAACAACAAGCCUCCUAUUUUAACACAAACAAACAAAAAAAAAAAAAAAAAGAAUCAACCAACCAUUAGACGACACCUCCCUCCACUCCACUGUACUCUAUGCAACGUAAUUAGUGAUUAUUUUUUUUUUAUUUUGAAAUCAAAAUAUUUUAAAGGUGUUCGAAAGUAAAAAAGAAAUGAAAAAAGUAUUCUCAACUUUUUAAAAGUGUUUUUAAAAUCAAUAUAGUUCUUUUUACUAAAAUAUAUACAUAUAUUACAACACCUUACCAGCAAUUGAUAAGAAAAAAUAUUUAAAACAUAAAUUUUAAAAAUUUAAACAAAAAUAAGUGUGAAAAAUAUUUGAAUUUGAUGCUUAACGAAGAAAAAAAAAACUAAAAAAAAGUAUAACAAAACUUAAUAUUUAGUAUUUAACCUUAAUUUAGUUUCUUUCUCCUUCUACAUAAUUAUAUAUAUAUAAAACUUUUAAGAAUUAAACAUACAAAAAGAAAAAUAUUGAAAAAUACAUAUAAAAAGAAAUAUAAAACGUAAAAAAAGAA
Calliphora vicina (urban bluebottle blowfly) is the source of this 3176-nucleotide messenger RNA. RefSeq names its product YTH domain containing 1 (gene Ythdc1). Gene Ontology annotation, molecular function: mRNA binding; N6-methyladenosine-containing RNA reader activity. The transcript is spliced from 3 exons. Gene Ontology annotation, biological process: regulation of alternative mRNA splicing, via spliceosome; mRNA splicing, via spliceosome. Gene Ontology annotation, cellular component: nucleoplasm. Lineage: Eukaryota; Metazoa; Arthropoda; Insecta; Diptera; Calliphoridae. The record is from RefSeq and is a predicted model, not a curated record. Bases 363 to 2528 code for a protein of 721 amino acids.